Messenger RNA from Cynara cardunculus var. scolymus (artichoke), 483 nucleotides. RefSeq lists its product as uncharacterized. The record is from RefSeq and is a predicted model, not a curated record. The transcript has a single exon. The coding region runs from base 1 to 483 and encodes 160 amino acids. NCBI's taxonomy places the organism in Eukaryota, Viridiplantae, Streptophyta, Magnoliopsida, Asterales, Asteraceae.
AUGUCCCCUUUUCGUUUAGUUUACGGGAAAGCGUGUCAUCUUCCUGUUGAGUUGGAACAUAAAGCCUUUUGGGCCGUGAAAAAUGUCAACUUGGACAUUGAUGCAGCCGGUACUCACCGAAAACUCCAACUCCAAGAAUUGGAAGAGAUAYGCAAUGAUGCGUAUGAGAGUAGUCAUAUAUAUAAAGAAAAGACCAAAGCUUUUCAUGACAAAAUGUCUUCCCGUAAGACAUUUGUUUUAGGUCAAAAGGUCUUACUUUUUCACUCUCGUCUCAAACUAUUUCCCGGAAAGCUUAGGUCCCGGUGGGUGGGACCAUUUGUUGUUACUAAUGUAUUUGGUUAUGGUGCCAUAGAGAUUAAAAGUGAGAAAACGGGAAAAGUGUUCAAGGUUAAUGGUCAUCGUUUAAAGCCAUUCUAUGAAGGGUUCAAGCCUCUUGAUGUAGAGGUUUUCAAGGUGGAGGUGCCGAAGGAGGGAGCACCAUAG